Molecule: messenger RNA, 1394 nt
Organism: Chlorocebus sabaeus (green monkey)
Lineage: Eukaryota; Metazoa; Chordata; Mammalia; Primates; Cercopithecidae
Product: olfactory receptor 8B4
Biological process (GO): G protein-coupled receptor signaling pathway
Cellular component (GO): membrane
Molecular function (GO): olfactory receptor activity; G protein-coupled receptor activity
Source: RefSeq, a predicted model, not a curated record
CCAAAUGGAAAUCCACUAUCUAGUUGGGAGAUGGAGGCAGAGAAUGGGAGGGCGUCCUGGGGACCUUGAGAGCUCUGGUCUCUCAGCACCUGAGGCAGCGGCCCAGGUUGUACUCUUAGUUCUCAGGGUGUCUUUCUGAGAGUCCCUGGGCAGCCAAUUCAGAUGUGUUCUCUCCCUCCUCAUCUCUCAAGCAGAGACAGAAUUCUUGGUAAGAGAUGCUAGCUUGAAUUCAUGAUUGGCCCAGCAGAGCUGAAAUCCUCUCACAGACACGUCCAUACCUCAGGGUGGGCAGGUGUGUAGAUGAGGGAGGACGGAAGAGAGGGCAUCUGCACACUGGCUGGUCUGCUAGAGCCUCCCUCCCUUAGCCAUGCUUGUGCCUGUCAUGACUCUGUGUUUUGCCCUCUGUUUCCCCAGACAACUCGCCAGGAGAGAAUGACUCUGAGAAACAGCUCCUCAGUGACUGAGUUUAUCCUUGUGGGAUUAUCAGAACAGCCGGAGCUCCAGCUCCCUCUUUUCCUUCUGUUCUUAGGGAUCUAUGUGCUCACUGUGGUGGGCAACUUGGGCUUGAUCACCCUAAUUGGGAUAAAUCUGAGCCUUCACACCCCCAUGUACUUUUUCCUCUUCAAUUUGUCCUUUAUAGAUCUCUGUUAUUCCUGUGUGUUUACCCCCAAAAUGCUGAAUGACUUUGUGUCAGAAAGUAUCAUCUCUUAUGUGGGAUGCAUGACUCAGCUAUUUUUCUUCUGUUUCUUCGUCAAUUCUGAGUGCUAUGUGUUGGUAUCAAUGGCCUAUGAUCGCUAUAUGGCCAUCUGCAACCCUCUGCUAUACAUGGUCUCCAUGUCCCCAAGGGUCUGCUUUCUGCUGAUGUUUGGUUCCUAUGUGGUAGGGUUUGCUGGGGCCAUGGUCCACACUGGAAGCAUGCUGAGAUUGAGCUUCUGUGAUUCCAACAUCAUUGACCAUUAUCUGUGUGAAGUUCUCCCUCUCUUGCAGCUCUCCUGCACCAGCACACAUAUCAAUGAGCUGGUAUUUUUCAUUGUUGUUGGAGUAAUCAUCACGCUAUCCAGCUUAAGCAUCAUCAUCUCUUACACGUUGAUACUCUCCAACAUCCUCCAUAUUCCUUCUGCAGAGGGCAGAUCCAAAGCCUUUAGCACAUGUAGCUCCCAUAUAAUUGCUGUUGCUCUGUUUUUUGGGUCAGGGGCAUUCACCUACUUCACAGCAUCUUUUCCCAGCUCUGUGAACCAUGGCAGAUUUGCCUCAGUCUUUUAUACCAAUGUGGUUCCCAUGCUUAACCCUUUGAUCUACAGUUUGAGGAAUAAGGAUGUUAAACUUGCCCUGGGUAAAACCCUGAAGAGAGUGCGCUUCUAAUGGGUCUCUCUGUAUCACUGGCAACUGGUUUU